GUUAGUGAAUUUCCAGAACAACAUAACUCCAGAAAAUCGGUGUUUCCAUUAGUAAAAACUCAACAGAAGAGCCUGGACUGAGUACUCGAAUUUUUUAAUGUGCUUAUAGGAAACAUUGUUUGUCACAACUGGAAUUUAAAUUAGUGAGCACAAACAUGAUGCAAAGUAUGGAGAAAAAGUUAAUAAAAUAUGUGCAGAACAGAGAUAAACCAAGUUAUUAAAAACCUUCACUGUGAAAGUCUUGAUUUUAGGAACAAGGUUUCGCUAACAGCCUACACAGUCAAAUAUAAGAUUAAUUAGCUACAUAAACAACACCAUGGAGGAACGGAUAUGGUGAUGGUGGUGCUGAUAGUGCUGCUAGUAUGCAGCUUAGCAGGGGUGUGCUGGAAACCAUUCAGCAACAAUCCUCGAAGCAGGAGUUCUGGUACCAACAGCAGGAGCAAUAGCAGAGGGUCGUCCACCAGCACCAGCCGCCCACUGGUGUACGCUGAUGCUCCACCGUCAUACGAAGACAUAUUGUCUGUAGAAGUGCUGGAGGAACCAUCUGGUGACUCUCAGGAAGACCAGGUUGCUGACAAGCAUACCUCAAAUACAGUUCAACGUCACAUAUUAAAGCCAGAUCUAGAUGAAGCUGAGUCAGGGACAUCGAACCAACACAUUUCUCCACCUCGGAGAUAUUCUCCGUUCAUCUCAGAAACUCUGUAUUCGUACGCUUCAGCCAGUGAAAUACAGCUGUCAGUGGAACAGCUGCAAAUAGAUAGACUCCCAACCUACGAAGAAGCAGUGGCAGCACUGCAGCUUGAACCCACAACACAGUAUGAAGCCAGCACCAACUAUGAUAUGGAUUCAAUGUUUAUAUGACGAUUGUUAUGUUAUAUUUUAUUAAAAUAUAAUUUUCGUGAAAUCAAGUGUCUUGAAUUCAUGUAUGCCGCCUUAGUGGCUAGCUUACUGAAGACCCCCUCCCAUGGAGGGUAGCAUGAAAGCAUACGGCUACACAAAGGAACUAGC
Cherax quadricarinatus is the source of this 1008-nucleotide messenger RNA. NCBI's taxonomy places the organism in Eukaryota, Metazoa, Arthropoda, Malacostraca, Decapoda, Parastacidae. The record is from RefSeq and is a predicted model, not a curated record.